Messenger RNA from Ctenopharyngodon idella (grass carp), 3220 nucleotides. RefSeq names its product protein kinase cGMP-dependent 1, like (gene prkg1l). The coding region runs from base 183 to 2213 and encodes 676 amino acids. Gene Ontology annotation, biological process: protein phosphorylation. NCBI's taxonomy places the organism in Eukaryota, Metazoa, Chordata, Actinopteri, Cypriniformes, Xenocyprididae. Gene Ontology annotation, molecular function: cGMP-dependent protein kinase activity; ATP binding. The transcript is spliced from 20 exons. The record is from RefSeq and is a predicted model, not a curated record.
CUCACACACGCACGCACACACUCAGAUCAGCACGCGUGCUGUGAAGACAUGAUUCAAACAUUCACACUCUGGAUUUCUUCAGUAGCCUCUUCCAAAAGCUGGCCAGCUCUACACUCCAGAGGGAAAAUCGCCUUCGCCGUGUUUGUAAUUCCCAUGUUCCUUUAUCGUAUUAUUCAGGGCUCAUGGGGACUCUCAGAGAUCUUCAGUUCGCACUUCAGUUGAAGAUUGAGGAGUUACGGCAGAGAGAUGCUCUUAUCGACGAGCUGGAGCUUGAACUGGACGCUAAAGAUGAUCUGAUACGCCGCCUGCAGGGGGAGCUCGACCGCCUUCGCCUCUCCGCUCCAGGCAUCUCAGCAGCCAAUGCUGGUCAACAACGUGCUUCUUGCCUGAGAGUGAGGAGAAAAGCUCUGGUAACAGAGCCAGUAACCUUGGAGCCGAAACUAGUCUUACAAAACCCGCCAAUCAGCUAUAGCAAGAGUCAAGAGUCAAAGAGGCUGAUAGAAUCGGCUCUAGAAGAAAAUGAGUGCAUGAAAUAUCUAGACAGGGAUCAGAUGCUGUGUUUGGUGGAUUCUGUGCAUCCCAUCACGCUCAAACAGGGUGUGUGUGUUGUCCAGGAAGGAGAUAACGGAACCCAGGCAUACAUAGUUGAAGAGGGAAAACUGGAGGUAACCGGGGCUGGCCAGAGGCUGCACAUCAUUGAGCCGGGGAUGAUGUUUGAAGAACUGGCCCUCAUUCAUAACCACACCUGCUCCACUACUGUCACAGCUCUUGUGAACAGCAGGCUGUGGGUGAUGGAGGGUCAAGUGUUUCAGAGGGUCAUGCAGAGAAGCAGCCUCAUCACUAUCACUCAGUCUCUGCACUUCCUGCGCAGUGUCCCCCUACUCUGUGUGUUACCGGAGGAUGUUCUCAUUAAAGUGUCUGAUGCGCUGGAGGAGUCUCACUACAGUGAUGGUGAUUAUAUAAUGCGAAAUGGAAGUCCAGGAGACAAACUCUUCAUUUUGAGUCAAGGCCAGGUGAAAGUAUUAGAUAAUGAGGAGAGUAUGAUGGUGUGUGUCCUCUCCAGAGGGGAUUGUUUUGGAGACAGAGCUCUACAAGGAGACGACAUGAGGUCGAUGAGUGUUCUUGCUGCAGGCAAUGUGACAUGUCUGGUCAUAGACAAAGAGUUUUUCAAAAAAGUAACUGGAGGCUUGGACGAUGCCAGAAAAAAUCCUAGCAACAAGGCCAAAUCGAAGGCAGAGGAAGAUGGGACUGCGUUUGGUGAAAUGUCUCUCAGCAGUUUUCAGGUGCUGUGUAAUCUGGGGGAAGGACAGUACAGCCACACUCAGCUUGUCCAUUUGAAGAGUGACCCCAGCUGUAAGUUUGCAUUAAAGACCAUAAGAAAGCAGGCAAUACAGAGCCCAGGCCAAAGAGAGAGGAUGCUCGCAGAGAAACACAUCUUGAUGGAUCUCCACAGUCCAUUUAUAGUAAGGUUGCAUUGUACCUUUAAAGAUGCUCGGUUCCUGUAUAUGCUGAUGGAGGCUUGUGAAGGUGGAGAUCUGUGGAUUUUACUGAGAGAGAGGGGGUCACUGGAAGAAGAUGCUGUUCGCUUCUACGCAGCGUGCGUGCUGGAAGCUCUUAGUGAACUACAUGGCAAAGGCAUUGUUCACAGAGACCUGAAACCUGAAAAUGUGCUACUGGACCAACGUGGAUAUGCUAAAUUGACAGGGUUUGGUUGUGCUAAGAAGCUGGGUUCUUUGCACAGGGCUUGGUCAUUCUGUGGGUCUGUGGGUUAUCAGCCUCCAGAGGUCAUUCUGCAUCAAGGUCACAGCCUGCCUGCAGAUCUCUGGGCUGUAGGGAUGUUGCUGUAUGAACUGCUCAACAGCAGCCCCCUGUUCUCUGACUCAGAGCAGCUGAAGGUUUAUACAGCAGCUCUGAAGGGAACAGAUGAGCUAGAGUUCCCCAAAACCAUCAGCAGGACUGCAGCACAUCUCAUCAAGAGCCUCUGCAGGCUCAACCCCACAGAGAGACUGGGCCAGAGGAACGGGGUCAAGGACAUCUGCAAACACGUGUGGUUUGAAGGAUUCGACUGGGAAGGACUUCAGAAGGGCACAUUGACUCCGCCAGUAAUACCAAACGUUCCCUCUGUCUCUGAUCAUGGAGGAUCAUCACUCCUGGCAGAAACCCACACUGAAGCAGCGCCAUUUGAUGAUUCUGGCUGUGAUAUAGACUUUUGAUUUGUACCAUGGUGAUAUGGAGGAUGUAAAUUGGAAAAAAAAUAUCGGACUCUGGUGUACUUAAUUUCUUCAAUGCAGUUGACAGUAUACAGCUCCAGGACUCAAUAAUCAACGCUGGAAUUACUUCAAAUAUGUCUCUAAGAAAUGCAAUUGUACAUGAUUCCUUUUGGGUUUCUUUCAUGUGUAAACAAUUUUAAAGAGUACUAAAGAUUUUUUUUUUUUUUUUUUUUUUGAGGAUUUCAACUUUUAGAACAUGUUUCUAGACUAUUGUGAUUACUCAUUUACCAUUGUUCAUGUACCAUGAAAAUCCAGUCAUUUCAAUAGAAAUCCAUGCAAUCGAGAAUUUCACGUAAAGGCGAAAGAUUGCCUCACGCAGAUUUCAAUUUUGUGGAUUCGUCGCACUGACCCAGUGUUGGGGAAAGUUACUUUUAAAAGUAAUGCAUUACAAUAUUGCGUUACUCCCUAAAAAAGUAACUAAUUGCGUUACUCAGUUACUUUUUAUGGAAAGUAAUGCAUUACAUUACUUUUGCGUAACUUUUUCUCACCUGGGCUGGGCUUGCUUGUGAUGUUUAUCUAAAGUCAUUUUUGCUUAUUAGUAUGGUUGAAUUGGAUAAUCGAAGGUCAGCAGCAAAGACAUUGGUUAAUAAAGUAAGAUUAAAUACAUAAAGUACAUUUGUUUAAUUAAAUUGCAAGUUUGUGCAAUAUUCUGAGAUUGCAUUUCACUGUUUUUAUUCAUUUUGAGGAAUACUGACUCUGUUUUUGUGAAAAUGAGAGGGGUAAAUGUUCAUAUUUAGCAGAGGUGGGAGUAAGUCAGAAGUAAGUCUCAAGACUUAACUUUCAAGUCUCAAGCAAGUCCAAGUCAUUUUUUGUGAGAAUCAAGCAAGUCAAGUCACUGCUUUAUGUCAAGCAAUUCAAGUCAAGUCGUAGCUUGGGUCAAACAAGUCACUAGCAAGUCAUACAAAUGUUUGAUGAUUUAUCUGAAUUUAUAUUAAAAUAAGUUAAAACUA